AUGGAAGAAAGAGAACUGCACGAAAUGCAAAGAGUGAGGCAAGAGACAGCCCACGUGAACACGGUCGCUCCAAAGGUCCCAGAAGCCACUCAUGAGCCGACAUUUUUGUCAAGAGCGUCCUCCAGGACUGUUCGCGAACCAGUGGUCAGACAUCUACACACAUCGCUGUGGCCGCUGGUAGUCUUCAUAUUCUACGCCGCGCUCUCCGCUUUCACAUGGGCCGUUUUUUGCAUUGCGAGCAAGCGGCCGAUUGGAAGCAAGCAGGAUUAUGGGAACCAAGAUGGCUACAGAAAGGAGCUGGAUGCUAUCUUGACUAAACACGAGAACGCCAUCAGGGCAGCGCAGAUCAUACAGGUAGUCGUCGCACUAAUCACUAUUCCCAUCACAUCGGCAAUUUGUUCAAUGGCUCUGGCUUCUUUCAUCCAAACGGGCGGCGCAAGAACGAAAUUGAACCUUCGCCAGACCAUGGCGCUCGCAGACCAAGGCUGGAUCAGUCCACGCAUAUGGACUAUGUAUUCCAAAGUAGGAAGUCUACCAUUAUACAUCGCCUUUGGGUUGACGUUGGUCGGUGUGAUCUUCCAGAUCCUUCAAGGAAUCUUUGUUCGGAUCACCCCCGCACAGAUGCCGUCUGAGGAAACCAGAUAUAAUAACCACUAUGUCCCUGAUCUGCCUGCUUUAAUCAGCAGUAGUGAUAGAUACCCCACGCCUAGGGUCAUUCAACUCCGUAGCAUCCUGGAAUCGAUUACGGAGAACCAUUAUGAACCCUUCCUCUGGGUCAAGCCGGAGGGUGAUGGCAUGUGUCGAAAUCCAACUCAGUGCCGUUAUCACGAUUAUCGGAGAGAUUUCCAGAUCAUCGCCGAUUCCGAUUAUCCAGACCUUUGGUUCACACCCUUACCAUCGGACUACAACACCGGUGUCUACAAGGAGCUUCAGUAUGUGCCGCGCAUCAACACAACGGUUACAUAUACGAACAUGACUGCUGCCGAAUGGCCAAGCGAGUGUGUUCGUGACAAAGAAGGUGUAUUCUUUGCAGAGUAUCACUCACAUCGUCCUGGGGCCUACGAUGUCGAUCUAACGGCUUGCAUGCCUACCAAUAUUAGCGACACACCCUGGCAAGCUACACACAAUCGGCAGGAUAUCACAGAAGAGCUCUAUCUUAAUGUAACAGCACGAUACGAAGAAAGCCCCCUCUACUACAAAAUAACUGCCCAAACGUCAUUAGGUUACUUCGAGCUUCCGUCUGCCAAGAAUGGGAAUCGCGCCGGGCCCUUGCUCGACAAUUGUUCACUGCCACGCAUCGACGACUGGGGCUCGAGAGACAGUAGUUGGGACAAAGGCCUGGCAGUUCGGGAUACCAACGGCAGCUAUGCUGGAAACGUCACACAGAGGAUAGGAAACCAUAUCGGUCCUCUGACUACGCUUGGACUAGCCCUCUUUGGUGAAGGCUCUUACAUCGAGAAACGCGUUUCGAACCCAUCCGCUUUCGUAAUCAAUCGAACCAAGGUGUACGAUGCCGAAUACGAUGCAUGGUAUACGCCCUGGAGCUCAAAUUGCGACUCAUCUAUGCCUCUUUCCUUUGCUUUUACAAGCACGAGGGAAUGUGAUCAAGACUCUGACCACAGGGAUGAAGACUACAUUAUCGGAGAAGUGAAUAGUUUUGUAAACUGGUUUUCGCAAGAGACCACUGCAAGAGAAGCGUUCACUGUGGGCGCUUACCUCGCUAACAAGGACUGGCUGGAUCAAGCCAGAGGGUACACUCUGUCUUACGAUGCAAGGCGGGCAGUGGUUGCUGACCAAGGCAUCACAAUCAGCAAGAACAAGAUAACGAUUGUGGAAAUCAUCAUUGGCUCCAUCUUUCUCGGUCUUCAUCUCCUCGGGCUACUAGUGCUCGCCAUCUAUGCCGUUUACGGAAAGCCGUUUGUGCCAUGGCUGGGUGGGGAGGUAAUGGUCAAGGCCGGGACGGUCCAUGCAGAUAUCUUGAGCGCCGCGGAGGGACAUAGACAGUGGAAGCAGACCAUGGCUGCUUGCCCGGGAUUCGUUGGGGAUGAAAGACCAACGGAUAGUGUAGGCAGAAUCGCAUUCGGAGCCGUUGCAGGCUUGAGUCGAUUAAGCGACCGGAAGUUUGAGACUCUGUAG
Messenger RNA from Alternaria arborescens, 2136 nucleotides. RefSeq lists its product as hypothetical. The transcript is spliced from 2 exons. The coding region runs from base 1 to 2136 and encodes 711 amino acids. Lineage: Eukaryota; Fungi; Ascomycota; Dothideomycetes; Pleosporales; Pleosporaceae. The record is from RefSeq and is a predicted model, not a curated record.